GUGGGGGCGGUGGCCUCGCGGGUCUGGCGGGAUCGGCCUGGACGACUGCGUUUGCCUGCAGAUUGGCCUUCAGAGAGGCCCCAGCUGCAUCCUGCUGACGGCCUGGAACUGGCAGAGAAGGUUGCCAUGGCCGCUGUGGACAGCUUCUACCUCUUAUACAGGGAAAUUGCCAGGUCUUGCAACUGCUAUAUGGAAGCACUGGCUUUGGUUGGAGCCUGGUACACGGCCAGAAAGAGCAUCACCGUCGUCUGUGACUUUUAUAGUCUGAUCAGGCUGCACUUCAUCCCUCGCCUGGGGAGCAGAGCAGACUUGAUCAAGCAGUAUGGAAGAUGGGCCAUCGUCAGUGGUGCAACGGAGGGGAUUGGAAAGGCCUAUGCGGAAGAGCUGGCGAGCCGGGGCCUCAAUAUCAUCCUGAUCAGUCGAAACGAAGAGAAGUUGCAGACUGUGGCUCAAGACAUAGCCAACACCUUCAAAGUGGAAACCGAAAUCAUUGUUGCGGACUUCAGCAGGGGCCGUGAGAUCUAUGUUCCAAUUCGAGAAGCUCUGAAAGACAAAGACAUUGGCAUCUUGGUAAAUAACGUGGGCGUGUUUUACCCCUACCCCCAGUAUUUCACCCAGGUCUCUGAGGACAAACUCUGGGACAUCAUAAAUGUGAACAUUGCUGCCGCCAGCCUGAUGGUCCACAUCGUGUUGCCGGGCAUGGUAGAGAGGAAGAAAGGUGCCAUCGUCACAAUUUCUUCUGGCUCCUGCUGCAAACCCACCCCCCAGCUGGCUGCGUUUUCUGCUUCUAAGGCAUAUCUUGACCACUUCAGCAGAGCCCUGCAGUACGAGUAUGCUUCGAAGGGCAUCUUCGUGCAGAGCCUCAUCCCAUUCUACGUGGCCACCCAUGUGACUACACCCAGUAGCUUUCUGCACAGAUGCCCGUGGCUGGUGCCUUCACCCAAAGUAUAUGCACACCAUGCUGUUUCCACUCUUGGGAUUUCCAAAAGAACCACAGGAUACUGGUCUCAUUCCAUUCAGUUUCUUUUUGCACAGUAUAUGCCCGAAUGGCUCUGGGUGUGGGGAGCAAACAUCCUCAACCGUUCCUUACGUAAGGAGGCCUUAUCCUGCACAGCAUGAUCGGAGUGACUGUGGGAGAGGUUCUGCCAGCUCACGGGAACCUAUGGCAUUCCGACAUUUGGAAAAACAUGCUUAAUUUAUAUGUUUUCUUUUAUUACCGAUUCUUUGGCAUACUGUCGAUUUAUCAUCCUCAAAGCAAACAUAAUACUUUGAGAAUGUGCUGUGAAAAUCUUCAAGGCCAUGUCAGUAGUGACUGGCCAGGAGCUCACUGGAGUAACCUGGUCAGUGCUUUCCCAGGCAGCUCAGAAGUUGUGUGCUUUUGUUGUUCUAGGAGCCAUGGCAAUCUCAUGUUGAAACAGCAUGUGAUGUGUAGUUGUUUUAAGGGAAAUGACCUAUUUCACUAUAUGGAUUAUGGUAUUGGUUUUAAAAUGUUCAUCAGGAAAGACUUAAAAUGUUAUUUUAUAACUAAGAUUGCUGAUAUUAUUAGUAGUAAAAUUUUGUGUGACUUAUAUUGUAUAGCUCAAGUUGGUUGUUAUGAAAAUGCUGCACUUAGCUGAUUCUUCCUUAGAGAACCGUAUGUGUGUGAGUAACUUUAUUUAUGGUUACGUUGCUUAAAUUUUUCUUUUUUUUUGGUCAAGAUGACUUAACCUGAAACUUUAUGGGUUGUCAAGGCCGGGCAUGGUGACUCACACCUAUAAUCCCAGCACUUUAG
Messenger RNA from Carlito syrichta (Philippine tarsier), 1771 nucleotides. RefSeq names its product hydroxysteroid dehydrogenase like 1 (gene HSDL1). The record is from RefSeq and is a predicted model, not a curated record. The transcript is spliced from 6 exons. Lineage: Eukaryota; Metazoa; Chordata; Mammalia; Primates; Tarsiidae. Bases 127 to 1119 code for a protein of 330 amino acids.